Messenger RNA from Durusdinium trenchii, 3750 nucleotides. The record is from the annotation of a GenBank genome assembly. Lineage: Eukaryota; Dinophyceae; Suessiales; Symbiodiniaceae.
AUGGGCCGCGGUCAGAGCCAUCGGAAGAAGGCCAGGGCAAUGCAGCAGCCAAUGACGAUGAUGAAUCCGAUGUUCAUGAACCCGGCAAUGAUGAUGGGCAUGGGCAUGCCGGGCAUGCAACCAUGGGGAAUGAACCCCAUGGGAAUGAUGCAAGGAGGGAUGCAUCCACCUCGUGGUCGUGAUGAGGGUUCAGAUGAUGGUGACCUUACCUCGGAAUCCGAUGGUGGUCAGCCCGCAGCUUCAGCAGCAAAGGCUUCCGCUGCAAGAGUGCCGUCCUUGGACACUGAGGAUGCAGCCAAUGAAGCUCUGAUGAACUUGAUGCACAGCAGGGCGCAGCUCUUUUCAUCGAAAGAUGAGGGCGACAAGAUCACCCGGAGCGCAGUGCAGAAUGCUGUGACAGCGAUGAAGGCGGAACCGAUGUUGUCAGAUGGAUUCAUCAACGCCCUGUCUGAAGCUCAAGGCUAUCAGGAGGUGUGGAUGGUUGAGCAUGAGCCCAAAGCCCGUGGACGGGGUGCGAAGGCCGUGGCCGCAGAGCGGGCAAGAGAAGUUGAGACCAACCGCAGCCUACCAGAGAUGAUGAGGGGUGCUCAGUUCUCCGUGGCUCCGGUUUCAGCUCUGUCGCUGCAAGGACCACCUCCACAUCGCUCGACCGUGAAUCAGGAAGCGCCUGCUCGCCCUCCAAUGGCUGUGCCUGUCCGACCUCCUGUCGCUCCCAAUGUUGACCAGAUGCUUGUGGAAUUGGCAGCUCACCCCAAAGCCAAGGCGGCGGCCCGUCCCAUGUUGCCUCCUCCACCUGUUCUUCUCAAUGGUCGUGAGCUGGAGUCUCUGCAGGUGAUGGCAAAUGAUGCUGCAGCUGAAGACCAAGACUUAGACCACGACUUAGACCAAGCCUUAGACCAGCUGGAGCAGACGGAUGAGGCCGAGCCUGCAAAUGGUGCAGAGGCGCAGCGUGAGCCUACAAAUGGGCGUCAGGAAGAGGAGGACAUCAACAUUUGCAUCAUCUGCCGCCAAGCUCUGACCGCCCCGGAUCCGGAGUUGGGUGGGCCCCAAAUGUUGCAUUGCGGGCAUACGUUUCAUGCAGCGUGCCUUGCCCAGACAUGGCGCAUCGGUAACCAUGCGCAAGGAUGGUGUCCCUUCAAGUGCAACGUGCGAGCUAUGGCGCUGCAAGCGCACCAAGCUGGCUCAAAUCCGCCUCAAUUGGUCUCAAAACAAGCCACCAUGGACGCGCUCAACCAGAAAGUGAAGAGCAUCCAACAGCGGGAGCAAGAGAUUGAGAGACGAUUUGAGGAAACAAGCAAGUUGGUAGAUCGAUCCACCUUGGGCGCGGUGGCGGACUUCCCGGUGAACGACGAGGGUCAGAUCUAUGUGGCUGGCGCUGAGGCUGAGAUGGAGCAGUUGCAGCAAGAGUUGAACCAUUUCUACACCAUAGACGACCAGUGUGGUGGAAGAUCGCAAAGGGUGUGGGCUCACUACUUGAGUGUGGCCUUUCCAUGGAUGGCAGGAUGGUGUAUUAACAGCAUGCUCCUGGCCCUGCUAAUGCGAGCCGUGCAUCAUAGGCGUUGUGGCCACUGUUGGCUACAAUACAUCGAAUUCUUUUGUGGCCAGGGGAACUUGUCGAAGCAGGCCUUGCGCAAAGGCUGGCAGGGAGUCAGCCUGGACCAGGAGGUGAACCAGAGUCACGACUUGUUGGAGCCUCACGGCCUCGAGUUGUGGCGGAAGACUCGCUUGCUAGGAGAGGUGAAGAUGGGCGCUAUUCAGGAUGCAAAGAACGGCUUGUGGAAAGCCAAGUCUAUUCACCAAUGUUUGGACAAGCAAUCGUUGAAGCGAUCCAAGAGGAGUGGUUUGGCGUAUGAGGCUGUGUUGUUGUGCAUGGAGAAGUUUGAGGCCUUGAGAGAGGCUUGCCAAAAGAUUUGCAACCUCCUGGGCGACCGUUUGAUCAUCCAACCACUCAAGAAUUUGUGGUGUGAUUUGACGACCCUUCGUGUGCUGGUCAACCUCUCUUGUGGUGGAGGCAGCCUGCUGGAUGAAGGCAAUCCGCUGGCAUGGAGUGAGAUACCCGCGCACUUGGUCCAAUGUCCUGAGAGCAUACCGCUUCCAACAAAGCAGCUGCAGCUGAAAGCAUUGUGGAGACAACGCUGGACGCAGAUUGUGUCACGCAUUUUAACCUUGCUGCAGACGCUUCGACGCAUGCAGGAGGAGAAGAAACGUGCAUUGGAAAUCAUGAUGGCCCGUGAAACUCCUGAAUCUGUGCCUGCCUUCAUGGAGAAUUGGGAGGCCAUCAAAAAAGAAUUGCGGUAUUUUGCAAGAGUUCACAAGCUACCUGCAGAGUGGUCAAAUGUGAUGUCCAGGAAGAAUUGGGCGACUUUGAGUGAAGAAGCCAUUCACAAAGGUAUUGCAGCGCUGAACUUUUUGCGGCACUAUUCUAUGUUCAACCUUGCGCAAGAAGGGGUUCGGAUUCAAUCUGGACAGUUGAGCAAAUUUGCCAUGGAACUUACCAUCAUGUGUAACAGAGAUGAAUUUGAUGAGGUUCGAUACAUUGGCUUCAGUCUUGGUUCUGCAGACUGGGCAGUGCUUUUUUGGCCUCUUCAACGCUUCUCUGAUGGCUCCGGCAAAGACCUCUUUUACUUAGACCCAGCGGGUACAGCCGAGUGGAAGUUCUUGCUCAGUCCUCAACGGUGGCAGGUUGUGGAUCAUGAGGUGGUGGUUGAAAGUGGCAAGAUCUUCAUGGCACCAACUACUUCGCAGCCGCUUUUGAAAGCAUUUUUUGGAAACAUGCAAUGUCAAAAGUCAGUGACAAUACCAGACAUGGCUUUGCUUGCUGAAGUGUUGACCAUGCCGGAAGAGCUCUUCAAUGUCAAGCGUAUGCGACGCGAUCAGCUGUUGCACGCUCUUGUAGACAAAAUUGGGGCCAACGAUGAGCCGUGGGUCAAAAAAACAAAGGAACUCAUGCAGACUCCCAUAAAAAGGAAAAACAUCGGUGAUGUGCUUGACGAGCUGGUUCUUUCAGAAAUGCCAUUGGAGGAGCAGCGUGAGUUUAGAGAAGUAGCAGAGGAGAUCCAGUCCAAGAAACAAACCGGCUGGUCGAUUGUAGAACAAAAGUGGCGCGCCAAAAGCAAAGCAAAGGCUAAAGCAAAAGCAAAGCCCAAAGCAAAGUCUCAUAUGUGGGGGGCUCGAAAGCGGAGGCGUACUUCAAAUGUUGAUGUUGUUCCACCAAUUGAAGAUGCACCUUCGUCCGCUGCUCCAGUUGUUGAACCUGAGCGCUCAGCGGCUUCUGUGCAGCCAAUGCAACCUGCCCCAGUUCCAGCUCCAGCAGUGAUGGACACUGAAGCCGCUGCCUCUCUUCCCCUUCAUCUUGAAAUUCCACUUGCGCCUGUUGAAGCAGCCCCAGAAGUAAACGAUGCAGCUGUGCUCGAUGGUGCCCCUCAACCUCCAGCUGCGGGAGCAGCCCCAGGUGAUGCUCGGCCUGACCCUGCACCUCGUGGGCCAAGAGCCGCUGGCCGUGGAUUUAUCAACGUGUGGACAGAUGUGCAGUGCUCGAGUUGCUCCAGUGUUGCAGGCCAGAUUAAGUUGGAUCCCUUUCCGGGAUCUCGGGAUGCACCUACAUGGUUCAUGCGCAUCAAGCAAGCCGAUGGCUCAUGGGCGAGUAAGUUUCCAGGCUUUAGGAGGAGGACCACGCAUGUGAUCGGAGAGAGUGAGGACUUCCCGGUGAGGUGGGUCCAGGAGAACCGGACCUGCUGCCCCCCCCCUUGA